AUGGCGAGCGUAUGGGUCCAGGCCGGUAGUGCACUCGUCCAAAAAGACGAUGGAUGGGUCGCCAAUGAAGGCCAUGGCAAGGCUCAGACGACGCUUCAUGCCACCACUCAGCAAGGAACUGGCCACAUCUGUCUUGUCCUGCAGGUUGACCUCGCGCAGCGACGUGACGAUCGACGCCUCGAGCGUCUCGGCUGGUACACCCUUGAUCUUGCCAAACAGGCGAAGGUGCUCAGCGCAAGACAACUGCGCAUAGAGGAUGUUGUUCUGUGGGCAGAAGCCAAUGUGCUUGCGAAUGUAGUCCAUUUGAGUGCGUACGCUGCGCCCAUUGAUCCAUGCGUCGCCACUUGUUGGUGGCAUCAUACCGGUGAGAAUGCCCAUCGUUGUGGACUUGCCUGCACCGUUAUGUCCGAGCAGAGCAAAGAUUGUGCCGCUGGGGAUGCU
This is a messenger RNA of Acytostelium subglobosum LB1, 441 nucleotides long. RefSeq lists its product as hypothetical. The transcript has a single exon. NCBI's taxonomy places the organism in Eukaryota, Evosea, Eumycetozoa, Acytosteliales, Acytosteliaceae. The record is from RefSeq and is a predicted model, not a curated record. The annotation marks the transcript as partial.